AUGGCUGGGGAAGAUUCAGACAGUUGCCGCCCAAUCCUGCAAAUGAACGAAACGGCCGUGGAGGGAGCAGUAACACAGCAAUUUCUUAUGGAUCAACUUAACUCACUAUCCCAGAGGCUAAUUGCUGGCUGGUCCAAAAGUUUAGAAGGUAUCAGAAGGGAUAUCAGCGACCUGGGCGCACGUCCUGUGCACGUGGAGGAGAAAAUGGAAGUGCACGCGGAGGCCCAUAAUAGUCUCGAGACGCAAGUGCAAACUCUAAAAUCUACCAUCUGCACGAUGGAAAGCAAAAUAAUGGAUAUUGAAGACUGCGCCCGCACAAUUCACGACCUCCAAGCCUACCUUACCGAAUUCUUCAGCUCCCUGGCGCCAGACAUUCCUACCGACAUGCUGCUUCUGGACAGGGAGCACAGAGUGCCAAAGCCUAAACACCUCCUGGACUCUGCAUCUCGAGACGUCGUGCUGUGUGUACACGACUACCACGUUAAAGAAGUACUCCUUAUAACCACAACAUCAGACACUAUUAAUGACGGGUUCACCACAUACUUCUCAGGCCUAUAUAAUCACUCACCCCAUCUUACGAACGACAAUACAGCAUACACCGCUGACCUGCAUAGGUUUCUAUCAGGACUGACCAUUCCAAAGGUAACUGGGGAAGAGACAGCAACGCUGAGGGACCCAGUCACAUAA
This is a messenger RNA of Pelobates cultripes (western spadefoot toad), 687 nucleotides long. NCBI's taxonomy places the organism in Eukaryota, Metazoa, Chordata, Amphibia, Anura, Pelobatidae. The record is from the annotation of a GenBank genome assembly.